Messenger RNA from Columba livia (rock pigeon), 12954 nucleotides. RefSeq names its product cyclin D3 (gene CCND3). The coding region runs from base 10482 to 11360 and encodes 292 amino acids. Gene Ontology annotation, cellular component: nucleus; cyclin-dependent protein kinase holoenzyme complex; cytoplasm. Gene Ontology annotation, molecular function: cyclin-dependent protein serine/threonine kinase regulator activity. The record is from RefSeq and is a predicted model, not a curated record. Lineage: Eukaryota; Metazoa; Chordata; Aves; Columbiformes; Columbidae. The transcript is spliced from 6 exons. Gene Ontology annotation, biological process: mitotic cell cycle phase transition; regulation of cyclin-dependent protein serine/threonine kinase activity.
GUGUUAUCUGGUGUCUGAAGGACUGGAUCGAUUUCUCAGUGGUAGCGUGAUGUGGGUCUCUCUUCUCCCGAGCUGCCUCCUCGUCUGAGACUUGUGGGAACAUAACACUGGUGGAACCUUUACCUGAUCAAGUCAGACUUGGUCAAAACUGGCCAAAGGAUUAAGAAUUUACGGGAACGGGAGGACGGAUGCACGCAGCAGGAUUGCAUAUGUCUUUUUGCUUUAGAAAACAAGGCGAGAAGCGCUGAGAGGCCUUGGCUUCAUCCUGGUGCAGAACAGGAAGAUUUUUGUGGGAUGGGAAGAAUGUUCCCUGCCCAGCUCUGGUCCGUGCCGCAGCGCAGGGAGACCCGCUGCGGUCAGUCUGGGCUGCAGCGCUGGGGCCGGGACAGACAGACAGCACCACAGGGUGUGUUUAUGUCCAGUAGCCUCAGUAAAAAUCCCCCUUCACGGUACCGCAGCCAAACGCUGCUGCUUCCACCCCAGAAAGGACGGGCAGCAUGGCAUGGCCUUGAGGGAAACACAGAGAGAUGAACUGGGCAGAAUAUAACAUACCUAUAUGCUUAUUUUCAGGUAGAAAAAAUCAAAUACUUUCCCAGCCUCUUUGGAGAAAAACAUCCUCUAGAGUUUCUUGUUUUGCUGAGGCUUCUCUGUCUCUCGAGCCGUUUCCAGCUGCUGUGGCGGGCGGGGGCCAGAGCCCCGUCCAGAUGUGGCAGCUCCACCCUGCCCGCCCGGGAGCCGUGUGCUCAGUACCAGGGUGACGAGGGGUCAGCUGGGGUGUAGCCUCUGAUACUUAUCUUUGUGGGGCCUUGAGAAUAUUAUUUUUUCCCCCAAAUGGUUUGUUUUUUCCCCACUCUUCUGUGGUUAGGCUCUAGUGACCCAGCUCUGAUUUCCUAUUUUAAUUAAUUGCAGUAGUCUCGGUUUCUGUGUUUCACAUGGUAACGAGCGUUUCCCAUGUUGCAGCUAUGAUUUAUGCAGCGUAUCUGCCUGCUGCCUGCCCCGGUAACCACGGGGGCUCAGAAGAUGCAGGUCUGCUCUGCGCUUCGCCAACGUAAACAGCUCCCGAGCCGGGGGAGGAGGUUUAUUUGCCAGCAGAGUCAGAGCAGUAGAUGCUUUUAUACAAAUAUGGUCAUUAACAUGGUUUAUUUUACAUAUAUAUAUACUAAUUUAAAUAUAGUUACAUUUAAAUGGUUUUGCCACCACAAUAUUCUUUCCGUGGUGAAAUGAGUGAAGUUUUUGCGUGGACGGAUCAGGCGGAGCCCACCCAAUGCUGGCAAAGCUGACCCGGGUCUCUCCGGGCACGGCGCUCCUGUCUGCACUUGCCCGCUCCGUAAGGCAGCUUUGCAGCCAGCCAGGUCUUGUUUUUUACUGUGAACAUUUAUUAUAUGUUUUUAUUGUACAUCACACUAUCUGGGAGAUGGGAACAAUGCGCCUCGUUCUCUCUGGGAGACUUGUAAAGAUACUCAGAAAGAGCGAUGGCUGCGCUGAUGAAACCCAAGGAUCACUCACAGCCUCCUCGCCGAGGAGGAGGCAGAACCACCCCGCACAAGCAGCCCAGAGAUCAUUUGUGAGAACCGUUAUUGGUGUUGACUCUGAAGCGUGUGGUUUAGCAUCUCCUCUCAUGCAUUUUAGAAUACAAGGUAGUCUUGAUAUCCAGAGAAUAUCCAAGUUCUUUCUGGCUUGUAAUCUUGCUUAGGAAUUGCAAGAAGUUGGCAUUGUAGGCUCAAAAGGAAGUGGCAGGAGCCAGGACUUGUUGUUAGCUGUCAAACCCCCAAAGGUCGUGCUUAGGUUGGGGCACUGAGAAGAACGAGGUAGAAGUGCUGUUGCAAACGGAGAACAUUUCCAUGCGCUGCACUGUUGUCUCUAGGAAACCUUUCAAGCACUCCCAGGCCCAGCAGUUUGCUAAGAAGACCCAGAUCUCAGUCCUUUCACUGUGGUUGCCAGCAGAAAGGGGUUUUUUUCCAAGUAGAAUCUGCUCCUGGCUCCACUGAUGCUGGUCACAGCUUUUGUUCAAACAUUAAGCCCUUCCGUCUUCAGCUGUGCUUUAUGCGGGAGCACAUCGCCUGAUCCUCGCCGGGGCAGGACGGGGUCCCGCCAGCCCUGCGUGCUGAGGGGACUGUGGCUCCCUGGUCACCCAGCACUGCAUCUCGGCCCAGCGGUAACUGCAAACGUGCCCACAGCUCCUCUGCGCCGGAGUGACCGCAGGAAAGGGGCUCCGGACAGAAGAGCAAGCGAUGCAUUGAUGUCAUACAAGAGACUGAAGUCGUGCUGAGGUCUGACUGUCACCUCCCGUCCCCUCCAACUUCUUUACGUCCCUCUAGGGCCUCCUGUUCUUUCCUCCUCUGUAGCUGUUAAGACUUUGUUCUUCUCUGGCAAGGAAAAGACAAGAUCCCAGCUGACCUGGUGUCUUUUGGUAAGUCCUGGAGCUGGGUGCAGACUGACUGUGCUCCCCAGCCUCUGAGCUCAGGACAGGACCUGAACGCAUCAGUCACCGUUUGCAGGAAUGAACUGCUGUGCAUUCGACUCUCUCCCAGGUGUUCAGGCCAUCACUGAAAAGCUGGCUCAGGUACUCCCUGUGUUUUUACACUCACAUUUUGCACUGCAGGGCCUGUGAGCUGUGAGACAGUGGUGCUGACACAGUGCAGGGAGGCCGGGUCACUGGAGAACACGCGGCCUGGCACCUGCUCCCAGGUGGCUGCGUCAAGGGGGACGAUGAGUCUCUCACAGCUUCUGUUCUGACACCCAGACCUGUGCAUUACAUCUGUGACCACAGGAUCAUGCCUUUCAAUCAAACAGAUCUGCUCUCUGUGAAACCUUCAUCAGAGGCGUGGAAGGGCAGGGGGCAGGCUUCUAAAAAUGCUCAGAAUAAUCCAGACCCUGCUGCUUCCACCACUGCCUUGAGAACAAAAAGAUUUGCUGGCUGCUGAAUGCCUUUGAAAACUCAGCCCUUGAUCUAGCUUUUAGUUUUUCUUGCCUUGUGCUCCCUUUUCUUUCUCCUCCUGGCUCUCUGCGCAUGCAUGCGUCUUCCCAGCUUCUGUCUGCCUGGGCUGAGAAGUCAAAAUCUCGUGCCAAUUUGACGUUUGCUUUUUCUGAAUGCAAGAAGCCCCUGGAGCUCAGGUGGGAGGAGAAACAAGUCACUCUACUUUCCAUCAUGUGUGCUGCUCAGAGCUCAGCCUGGGAAACGAAAGUUCCUUGGCUGGCUCUGACCAGCCGUCUCCUCUGUCACCUUGCCAGUUGAGCCUCACGCAUUCGUCACAGAAUGAGCAGAACAAUGCGGCUCAUCUUCCUCGCUUUGCCCGGUUCUCCGCACGUUUCCUCCACUUGCCCUUUGCAGCUCUCCACCCCUUCAGUUCUCCCUUGGUCUGCUGGAGGUGUAGCUGGAGCUGUCCUUUUCCUCUCCCUGGGGUCACAUCAGCAAGUCCAGCUUGGCCAGGGACCAGGCUGGUCCAAAACAGAAAGAAAAUCCAAAGGGGAGCCUCUAGAGAUCUGUUCCAAAGUCACGCUUGCAGAACAAAGGCAGGGCAUUCCAGGUCAAGGAAAAGCAAAGCUGACACCGCUGCGCCCGCUGGGCCGUGACAACCCCUGUGUCCUUGUCCCCAUGUUUCUCAUGAGUGUGCCACAUACUCCUCAUUCCCUCACAGGCUUUCGCCGAGACAUUUUCACGGUAAUGACUGUUGUAGGAGGUCUGGUAAGCCCCACGCUCCUCGCUGUGCAGAUAAUCAGUGGCUCCACGAUGGGCUGUUCAGCGGUUCUGCGCUUCCCGUGGUGCGGAGCCCGACGGGGACUGGCAAGGUGGCUGAGCAGCGGGAGCCUCCCCCAGCACGCAGGUGAAGAGGAGCCAACAGCAGCUGCAAGGUCUCCUUGUUUGCUGGGCUGUGGAACAGACACCACGCUGGGACUUGGGAUUUGCAGGCUCCCUGUCUAGGCCUGGCUUUCACCUGCCAGGGUGUGAGAAGCAAGUCGUUCCAGUGCCUCAUUUUCCUCAUCCAUAAGCAGGAAUGCUCCUGCAUUUCUCUGCAGGUCUGCUAAACGCUGCCAUCCCCGCGUCUUUCCUCCCGCAGCUGCUAAUGCUGUGCAGUUUCAAAAUACCAGUAGGAACAGAGGGUUCUUCAGCGUGGACCCGACACUGGAUUCAUCACUGUGCCAGCAGCCGCCCAGAGCCCAUCCAGCAGGAUUUCGGGUCUUCCACCCGACAUCCACAGGCUGCUCCUGCCCAGACGUUAACGCUUGGUUUGGGGACAUGGUCUGCCAGCUACAAAAAUAAACUCAGCAGCACUCAUGCCUGAGCGCAGGAACCUCUUUGUUUGGCAGUUUGCAGUGGGAAGGAAGUUUGUAUUUCAAUUGCUACAGACCAUAUCCUGGUAGGAGGCUGACUCGGGUGUUGCACGACAGUAGAUCUGAUUCCCUUCUGCUCAGGCUCUUGUAGCCAAGUGACAAUGACAAUAUUUCUGCUCACACACACAGGGCAUGGCUGUAAACUGAAGAAUUGCUUUCGGUGGCAGGUCUAGUUGUGGCUGUCCAGCAGGAAUACCAGUAUAGGAUGCAAUACCAGUAUAGGAUACAGCCCUUUAAACCACUACUAAUUUCAGCUUGUGGUGUCUCAGGAGGCAUCUUCUUCACUGCCGUGAUGCUGGGAGAGGCAGGAGCAGCAGCUCCCGUGCUGCAGGCUCCGAACAAGUGCAAGGCAGUAGGUUAGUGCUGGAAGACCUGGUUAAUGUACCAGGCGACUGCUGGAAUUGCUCCACCCAAGAUCUGCCUAAAUACAGGGGAAUGCUGCUUGCCCAGUGAUGUGUAUGUGUCCACCAAGUGUAGCUCAUUAGCGCGUUGUUAAUGUCAGUAAUUACUGAUGACAUGAAUGCAGAAGCAUAUGUAGAUAAUAUACAACCACCAGAACUGCUGGGAGAAACACAUCCGUAUUUUAUUACAGAUACUAAAUCUCGGUGAAUUUGAUCUCUCUGCAUCUGUUGGGAUAUACAGAGGUACAGGCACAAGAAAUACAGGGAGAUUUGUGCCCUCGGGGAAAGGCGUUCUGAGAAGGAGACUUCCUGAGGCUGCAGGUUUUCUGAACGAUGGCUGCGCUUCUGUGUGGAUUAUAUUUUAUUUCCAUUUGUUAACACAAGGCUGUGACGUUCCCUUUAGCCCGUACUUCAUCACUGCGGCUUGUAGGUCCUUGAAAUUUUCCUCCUUUGCAGUUUGGAGGGCCGAGCGUGCCUCACAGCACAGUCCUGCCUCCGGAACCAGCUCCAGCACAGACUUGACUGAUGCCAUGAGAUUCCUGCCUGAGCCAGAGCUGUUUCCAAGGGCUUUCCCUUCUCCCUUCCCAUCGCUGCACCGGGCCUGGUGGAUCUUCUCUCCAGCACGAACUCCCUUGCUGCCCGUGUGGCUGGGAAGCCUCGAGCUGGCCCCGAGUCGCCGACUGGCAGUUUGCGUUGGCAAACAGGCACCGGGCACCGGGCUGGCCACAUCAAACGCCAAACUGCACGCAAGCAAAACUUCUUAGAAAAACCCAAAGGUGUCUCAUCUCCCGAACAGGGUGUGCGAGAUGUAGGCAAUGAGAUCAGGGCAGGGAGGAUGGACAAGGGAAGGGUGUUGUAAAAAAGUUGUACUUCAUAUGUAAAAUUUCAGGGCAGUAUUUUUUAACAAUUUGCAUAAUUGGCGACCACAGAUAAUCCCCUGAAAUGAGCUAAAUAUAUCACAACUGGGGGCUUUCCAAGCCCAGUUUGCUUUCUGAAAUUGAUUGGUUUCAGCUUUGCAUUUUUUUUUCCUAUGGUCUGUCUUUCUAUCUUUACCAGCUGAAUUUGCCUGGUUUCUAAGAUGCCUGAUUUGGGAGCAAAACUGAAGGUUCACCUGGGGAUGGCUCACUAGGGUACGAGUUUGAGUCAAUGAAAAUGUGACUUAAUUUUAGAUUUCGUUAGGAAAAGGGAACUGAGGCAGAAAACAGCUGCUAAAGAGACAGAUGAAGACAAACUCGUUCCAAUGCUCUUCAUAAAAAGUCAGGUGAAACUACAUUUAAAUCUCUGGCCUAAAUCAUCAGCUGAGGCAAACCGGGCUGACGCCACUGGAGUCACAUCUGGCGCAGCUGCUCCGAAAUGGAGACGCUCCAAAGCCAAAGCUUUGGAAAUUUACUCCUAAGGAUUUGCCAGAAGACGUAGCAAAUUGCCUGUUAAAUGCUUGUUUACAAAUGCGUCUCUUUCCAUGCAUUUAUACCUCUUCCCAAGCACUUCUUUGCUCUGUUCUGGAAGCCACCUAAGCAACGGGCUUCCCUACAUCCAGCCCUUUCCCUCCUUUAAUAAGCCCGGUUAAGGAACGCAUAUUAUCAGAUUGAUAAAUAUCCCAGGAACGGGCAUGCUGAGAUACAGAAGUGAUGGAUACGGCGUAAACCCAAAGAGUAUCAACAGGCACACUCGUGUUUAAACAGACAAUUGGUCCAAAUUGUACCCAAAGCUGCUCUAAUAAGAGGAUUUAAGUCAAUGAUAAGUUACAUUUGGCCCUUCGAAGCAGCAAGCUUUCUUCUUUGGGAUUCUCAUGUGUAUCAUUACUGGGUCUAUUUAAGCAUUGCUGAGAUCCAGUAUUCAGAUGAUAUCACUCCGAACUAAUUAGUUGUGCUCAAAAGUCUGACCAACUCAGAGGAAAGGGAAGGGAAGGCGGUGCUUGCCAGUAAUGGGAAAGAUAUUAGGAAACACAUCCCCGGGGUCAAAUGUUGAACUUGUACUCCACCAAACUUCCCUUCAAUUCAGCGAAAGCAUUUUUUCUAAGUUACAAAUGAACACGAUGAGGGAAAGGAGAAAGAGCCAGCUACGGGGGCCGGUCUUGUGCUUAAGCCUGGGACCGAGCCCAGGAAAUCCCGGGCUCUCCUGGCCAGCAGAAUGGCUGAGGAGCGGGAAAAUCCACGUGAAAUAGAGCAGAUCAGGGUGUUUGGAGUGCUCUGAAAUCCUCACACCAGUGAAUGUGAAAUACCACCUUCGCUCUUUCUCACACACGCACAAAAUGGUACCUGUUUUUCAAUUUAUUUUGGGGAUUUCCUACAGCAAAUUAUAUAGUUAUUUGCUCAUUGGAUUUGGUUUUCAAGUCCUUCGUGUAUGUUAAGCAGUUUCAUUUUGAUGUCACCGAUGAUGCCGUAGUUGCAGGAUGACCAAGGCAGAAGAUGGCUUAGCUCUUGCUAUAUCAAAAAUUGGGCAGAAGGGAGAUAUAAAGUGUAAGACAUAGAAAGCGGUGUAGAAAAGGUACUGAGCACGUUUGUUGACGGCCUUUGGGGCCAAACCCGCUGCUGCGGAGCCACACACGUAAGAACUUUCUGCAGAGGGGAGCAGGCAGACCUGCCCCUGUGGAACAGCUUUAGUCCGGACCCACGGGCAGGGCUGGCACCGGCUGCCCCUCACAGCCCGGCCUGCAGCCGCGUCGCCCCUUUCAAAGCCCCAGCUGCUGGUCACUCUUUCUCAAUUCAUCAUCAACAUACCAAAAAAAUGAGCGCCCUUUAUGAUUCAGCAAAGAAUAACAUUGCUGGUUGGAGAUCCUGGAAGUCUGGAGGCCAUCAGGUUUUUUUAAUUUUUACUCUGAAGGAAUUUCCUUUUAUAAUAUUGCUGUGCUCUCUCUUGCCAAACCAGGAAGCUGACUAUCUAUGGACAGCAGUGACCAACAUUUGGUUUUCCUGGAAUUUUCUCCUUUUCCCUCCGCACACCCACACAAUAGGCUUUUUAGGAUGCCUGCAGUCUGUAAUUUGCCUUUCUAGCCUGAUAAUGUGGCUUGCAGAGGCAUCGGUUUUGCCAAGUCAUCAUCUGGAAGGGACGCGCUCUUAUGCAACGUGCUCCAGCCGAGCGGGCUGUCGGAACCACGGGCAGACACUGGGACACGGGAGGGCGACCCGCAAGGCUGGGAAAGGGCCCGAAACUUUCAAUUUCAAAAGGCACAGCCCAGAAACCAGAAAGACCGAGACCCCGGUGCUGUGGUUUCCCUUUGCCUGACUAAAGAAAAUAGCUGCUAUUUUUACUAAAAAUGUGGGACGUGGGGCCCUUCUCUUCCCCUGCACAAAUGGGGGAUGCUGCUCACAAUGAGUGGGGGGGGUCAUCCCGGAUUAAAACCAGCUGACUGGUCCACAGAAAAAUCUCCCAUAGAUUCUUCAAAUAUUUCUUGCCCACACCACCGGAAGAUUUAUUUGUAAGGUGGAAGUGAGUGAGUUGGGAGGGGGAUUUGGGAAUCUCAUCUCACCUACAGAAAUUCUUUUUCAUUUUAAAGCAGGGAUGGGAUUGAUGGAAUUCUCUCCCCCUUCCCUUUCUCCGGUUCUGCGUCACUGUGCCGUGUGGUGCUCCCAGGGCGUCCAGCACAACGAGUCAAUGCUGACGGCAUCAUGAACAAAUUGCAGUGUUUCCUGUACCUCGCAGAGGAUGGAGGCUGUACCGCAUGGAGGUACGGAGGCUGUACCGCAUGGAGGUACGGAGGCUGUACCGCAUGGAGGUACAGAGGCUGGCUGUGCAAGCGUAGGGAUGGGAUUCCAGCGCCUGAAAUGUGUGUUAUGUAGGUGACCUUUGGGUUUGCUGUCAGGAGUGGUAUUUUGCACCUCUAAACCUCUGAUCAAAAAGAUGGUUUUCAUUUCCAGCACACACAGAAACAUCCCAAGCAGGGAGAACAAAGACUUCAGUCUUGUUUUACUUACACUUAUUAACUUCAUAUGUUUGUUCUUCAUUAAGAGACUCUUUUUAGAUGACUGAAAAUAUAAAAAAAUACUAAACUUGUGAAAAUGGCACACAUAGAAGUGACUUGUGUGUGGGGAGUAGCUACUGUGGCCAUUCGCUCCACUUCUAACUCCUUCGGUUCUCUGUUCAUUGACCAUUAAAUACACACAAGUGCGUGGACCGAGGUGAACUCCAGCAGGACUGGUCGGAGAUGUUCCAGCUGAGUCCCCUCUGUAUGAUACCACAUCCCAACAGUCCUCAGUUUCUACAAAUUCCAUUGCUCCGUCCCCUUUGAACACAAGCGGCUUCCUCCCCAGGGCUGCAGAUACGGGUUACUGCUGUGAGAGGAAUCUGGGUUCAUCUCCAUUGAUUCCCUGCCCCGUGCUCUCAGCCCCGCAGUCCUGUGCUGCAAAAUGGAACACACUGCCCUGUGCAAUACAGCGCGUGCGGCUGCGGUGCUUCAGCUGAGAGGGUACAGCGGGCAGGGUGGGCAGGCAACGGUGGAAUCAAGCAGAGAAAGAGAUGGUGCUGGCCUGGAAAGUAUCUCCCACCUCUCACAUGGGGGAUUAUGAUCAUUUGGUUCCAGCUGCUGCUGCAAAUGCCACAUUGUGGCACCGUCACCAGGCAGGUCAGCCCAUGUGACACAUUGCCUUUGCAACAGGUAUGGGCAACUUUUGCUAAAAAUGGACCUCCUGAGCUCUUUCAACUCUGCGAGGAGCUUCUCAUUUGCAAGGUUGAAGGCAAUCCAUCCCCCCCUUCCAGUUAGAGAAUAUGUUGUACAUUUUAUCCUGUUUUCUGACCCUUCCCAUUGGCACUUGCAAAGUCAAGACAUUGCAGUUUUUGUAGCCAGUGCCAGCGUGGCCAGAAUUACAGCCCAUUGUCUUCAGUUUCUCAUACCAGAAAGCAAUUACUGCUGGGUCAACCAGAAGCAGACUUGGGUACUAACUCCGAGCAAAUCCUGUGCUCUGGAAGUCACAGCGCAAACUUACUCGAAAGACUUUUAAAAUUCCUAGAGUAAGUAGCCAUUCAGUGUACAAUUUGCAAAGGUAUUUCCAAACAAUUGUUAAUUAUUCUGAGAAACCAGCCAAGCCUGACAAGCCCUUAUCUCAGCAGACACUGAAGUUGCUAUCUCCCAUGGAGCUGCACCAGUAGUAACAUCACAGUAACUUCUGGAAGACAACAGGCUUAGUACGGACCAGCUCCAAGUACGUACACAGCCAAUUAUUUUCAUAGCCUUGAAGGAAUUUGGUCAGACACACACACAAAAAUGUAUGGGACUAAAUACUGAAAAAGUUACUCUUAAAAACUUGCAAAUGUUGGGUUGACAGGAGCCUCCCUGCGAACUCCAGGACUGUCCCUCCGCAGCCUGGGCACCGGGGCGCGGCCCCUGCACACACGGGGGGAUCCCGUGCGGCCGCCGGUGCCGCAGCAGAGGGACAGGAGGAGACCCGCGGGUGGCCGGUCUCAGCCCCCCAACCCGCGCCUCCAACAUGGCAGCAGCCCCCACGUGCUGCCAGCCCGCCGGCGCGCCCUUCGCCCCGCCCCUGGCAGGCGUGGCCACCGCCCGCUUUCGGCGCGUCGCUGCCGGUCGGCUCGCGGAUUGGCCGGGAGGCGGCGGUGGCCCCGCCCACUCGGCGCACUUCGGCCGCCCGGGCUCGGUGGGGCGCCCCGGGGUGGGCGGCGGCCCCGCCCCCUGGGAGCGCGGCCAGUUCCCGGCGUCCCGCGGCGGCUGCAGCGGAGCCGGCGGGGUGUGCGGUGCCCGACUGUGCGUUCGCCCGCGCUGCCCGCCCGCGCUGCGCGCCCUGCUCCGCGGCCAUGGAGCUGCUGUGCGUGGAAGCCGUCCCCCGUGUGCCCCGCGCCGGGCGCGACCCGCAGCUGCUGGGGGACCGGCGGGUGCUGCAGAACCUGCUGAGCCAGGAGGAGCGUUACAGCCCCAACGUCUCCUACUUCCACUGCGUGCAGCGGGAGAUCAAGCCCUACAUGCGGAAGAUGCUGGCUUUCUGGAUGCUGGAGGUGUGCGAGGAGCAGAAGUGCGAAGAAGAGGUCUUCCCCUUGGCCAUGAAUUACGUGGAUCGCUACCUGUCGUCGGUCUCCAUGCGGAAAAGCCACCUGCAGCUGCUGGGAGCGGUCUGCAUGCUCCUGGCGUCCAAGCUGCGCGAAACCAUGCCCCUGACCGUGGAGAAGCUCUGCAUCUACACAGACAACUCCAUCACGCCGCAGCAGCUCCUGGACUGGGAGGUUCUCGUCCUGGAGCAGCUAAAGUGGGACCUGGUCUCGGUGAUAGCAAAUGAUUUCUUGGCUCACAUCCUCCAUCGCCUCCCGCUGCCGAAGGACAAGAUGGAGCUGGUGAAGAAACACGCGCAGACCUUUAUCGCACUGUGUGCCACGGACCACACUUUUGCCAUGUACCCCCCCUCCAUGAUCGCGACGGGCAGCAUCGGGGCAGCGAUCCACGGCCUGACGAUCUCUGUGAACGAUUUCAGUGGCGAGGCCGUCACCGAGCUGCUGGCCAGCAUCACGGGCACGGAGGUGGACUGCCUGAAGGCCUGUCAGGAGAAGAUCGAGGCGGCCUUAGCCGAGAGCCUGAAGCAGGCGUCCCAAAGCCAACAGGAAUACAGCGCCGCCAAGACUGCUGCUUACCCGGCCAGCCAGCCCACCAGCACCCCCACAGACGUCACGGACGUCAACCUGUGACCGGCCCCGCCUUCCCGAGAGCCGCCCGGCCCCGCCGGCCCCAGGGACCCCAACGUCGCUGCACCCCCUGCCCGCCCCUCGGCGCCCGCCGAGGGUCCGUUCCGCUCGCUGGCGGCGCGGAGCAGGAUGGGCCGGCCGGGCCGGCGGAGCUCGACGCCGUUCGUCGGCUUCUGUUGGCGGCCGGGGUGAAGCGACGGUUUCCACGGUGGCCGCGCACGGGGGCAGCUGGGGAGGGGGAGCAGGACCCAAAACGCAGUUGUAAGAUGUUGCUCAGUUCGUGUUCCUGGGAGCCCGGCCGCUGCUCGCUGUCUCCGCAGGGGUGUUCACCGUGACGACUCCCAGCCCGCGAGGGCGAUCAGUCAUGGCUAACGAGCCCUUUCCCCAGCCUCCGUGACCAAAAUCCCUGUAACCCCCAACCCACGCGGCUCCAAGACAGAACUGGUGUCCGGGCAGAGGGAGCAGGUGCUUGCUGGCCCCGUGGUCCCCGUCGCUUUGUGCCUGUUUGCUGCGGCUCCGGGGCGGGUGGUGCAGCUGCUUCUGCUUGGAGGGGGAAACGUGUGGCUUGUUUGUUGUUGCCGUUAGAUUUGGGAUUUGUGGGUUUUCGGCUUGCUUGGGGACGUGCUCCCCGUCUGCACGGACGGCAAAGUCCCGGCCUCGGGGAGCAGCUCCCGGGUGAGGUUUGGGCGCAAUCCCCUUGGCUUCCCGCUGCCCCACUGAGGCUGCUUAAUUUAUUGUUAACUGCUGGGAAACAGGGAGGGAGGAGAAGGCGGCCGUUCUUGCUGUGGGGCCCGGACGCCGCUCUCCUCUCCUUCCCAACGAGUGCCUUCGCCCUUGUCCCCUUCCCUUGUCCCCUUCCCCGCCUCCCUGGGCAAGGGGAGACUCUCACUUGGAAGCUGGUUGUGUUUUUGUAGGUAGCUUAGACAUCAGACUAGGUUUUAAGAAAUCCCUUUGAAUGUGCUGCUAUGGUCUGAAAUGCGUCUUCAGCUCCUCCAAGGCAGGGACCUCGGAUCGCGCUCGGGGGCUGCGCUGGGGGUGGCUCCAAGUUGUGUCCUCAUCCAGCCGAAAAUUUGCUGCGCACUUGAGUUGAAAAGCAAAUAUUGCAAUUUUUGUAUUGUUGUUGAUCCUGUCUGUUAGGUUUUAUAAAAAAGUGUUUAAAAAAAAAUAAUGCUGCUUUUCUAAGAGGAAAACCAUUAAAUAGUAGGAUUGUAUUAACAAGGAGAAGCCAGAGAGACCCCGCGGGAGGGGAGGCGGAUGCUGCUCCGUGAGCUCCGGAUCUGUGGCUGUUGUCCCGCGGGGACGUGGAACGCGAGGUAGGAAUCUUCCUUUUUGGAUGCCACUAGAAACAAAAGUCGUAUCAGGUGGAAAAGGAUGGGGCUGCUGUUCUUCCACCAGCCUGGCUGCUCCAGAAGAGCGUCUGCUGCUGCCUCCCGCUACCGGGGGCUGGGGGCGCAGAGCCUGUCUGUACAAAAUUUUUUUUAUAUAUAUAAAUGAGUUUUAAUUUAAGAGUAAAGUGGUUUGGUGUUCACACGCAAGAGGCCCGCUGCUGGGAGAAUCAGAGGACCAUAUGAUGUUGCAAUAAAGUAUUUUAAACAAG